UUAGCCCAUGUGACAAAAGGACGUUGGAAAGUUACGAGGCAAGUUUAACCGAAGGCAUCUGACCAGAAUUCCCAAUUUUCUACUCUAGCCUAUUCAAAUGUGGACAUGUUUAUUGUGGGUUUUUUUACCCUGCGGAUAUGCAGGAUUAUUGUAUUGAACUUGAAUUGAAUAAUUGGUUGAAGAAGAUCAAUAGGCUGCUGUUGUGUAUAUACCGUAAAGUAUUUUCCAUUUUAUGUUUUCAUUUUAGAAAAGUUUUAGUACAAAACCUUUUUAAUCGUGGGACUAUUGACUCGUAGGCUAUUGUCUUUUCAAUGUUUUUAACAUCCCGAGGCACACAGGAACUGGCCAAGAGAAAGUGAACACCGAAUGCGCGCCCUUAGCGGUGUCAAGGAGUCAUUUCUGUUUAGGGUAAAUUACGGGACAUUCGCGUCAUUUCAUUUUCAAAGUCAUAUUAGCCGUUUGAGGUCAGUUUUUUUGUAAAUCCUAGGUGACCACUCACAGACACAUCUGUGUGACCAUGCUACAAAAUGGUAACGGUAAGGAGCAACCUUCUGAAUCGCCGACGGCUGAGCCAAAACUUGACACCCCAUCAGAACCUCAAACCGAACCAGACUCCACUGACAACGCGGCGCCGGCUGCACAGGAAGACACGAAUUCCACGCAAUUCCCUAUGCCCGUUUACCCAAAAUUGGAGAUAAAGCGUAACGCGGUGACAGACGAGUAUAAGAUCUCCAGUCAGGUCCUUGGGUUGGGGAUCAAUGGGAAGGUUCUGGAAUGCACCAAUAAGAAGACUGGGGAGAAGUGCGCACUGAAGAUCCUCUAUGACAGUCCCAAGGCGAGGCGGGAGGUUGAGCUACACUGGCGGGUGUCAGGGGGGCCAUACAUCGUUCGCAUUCUCAGUCUGUAUGAGAACAUGCAUCAUGGGAAGAAGUGCCUGCUCAUCAUCAUGGAAUGUAUGCAAGGGGGAGAACUGUUCAGCCGGAUCCAGGCCAGAGGGGACCAGGCUUUCACUGAGAGAGAGGGCUCAGAGAUCAUGCGGGAUAUUGGCACGGCCAUCGAGUUCCUCCACAACAUGAACAUCGCACACAGAGACAUCAAGCCUGAGAACCUGCUGUACACCCAUCAGGAGCGCAAUGGUACUCUCAAACUGACAGACUUUGGCUUCGCUAAGGAGACCACACACAACCUCCUGCAGACCCCCUGCUACACCCCUUACUACGUGGCCCCUGAGGUUUUGGGCCCGGAGAAAUAUGACAAGUCGUGUGACAUGUGGUCUCUGGGUGUCAUCAUGUACAUCCUGCUGUGUGGGUUCCCUCCGUUCUAUUCUAACACAGGCCAAGCCAUCUCUCCAGGGAUGAAGCGGAGAAUCAGGCUGGGCCAGUACGAGUUCCCAAAACCUGAGUGGGCUGAAGUGUCAGAGGAAGCCAAACAGUUGAUCAAUCAGCUGCUGAAGACAGACCCCAACGAGAGAAUGACCAUCACACAGUUUACGAACCACCCCUGGAUCAAUCAGUCCAUGGUUGUUCCCUCCACACCGCUCCACACCACACGGGUCCUGACUGAGGACAGAGAGAUGUGGGAUGACGUGAAGGAUGAGAUGACCAGUGCUCUGGCCACCAUGCGUGUGGAUUACGACCAGGUGAAGAUCAAAGACCUGGACACUUCCAGCAACCCUCUGCUCAACAAGAGGCGCAAGAAGGCUGCUGCCGGGAGCAAAUUGGGAGGCACCGUCUGCAACAGCCAGUGAGAGACUGACAUGGGAGGGAAACCACACCCGGAACAGCAGAAAAAGUGGAAGGGAAGCCCAGAGGAAGGAGGGUAGAUACAACUGGAACAGCUGAGAGGGAAAAGGUUGUGGGAGGUCUGGGCAGGAAUGUGUAGAAGAGACUUAGCAUGAGGAAUGUGUUCAUACAGCAGAGGGGGAAGAGUAAUGCCUAGAGGAGGGAGGGGUACUGCUAGGGAACAGCAGGGAAAUGUGAUUUGAAGCUUCUCAGCAAUCAGUCGAACUGAAGGACACAUGAAGUGAUGACAAAGUCUGCAUCUCUUAUCAGCAGGCCUUCAUACUGUAGGCCUUCCAUAAUUUUAAUUUGAUUGUGUUUUUGUGUAUGUGUGUGUUAAUUUGAAAGGUUGUUCAGGAUCUGCUAUAUAUAAUUUAAUGUAUGUUUGUUGUGUGUUUUUGUGUGUGUUGGUAAGGGAGAACGGGGUUGGUUGUCUCACGGGUUGGUUGUCACAGUGCUAAUUACUCCCAAUCUAAAUGGCAAUGUGUAAUUUGUAAGGUAAAAAUGUGUGAAUUAUUUGAAGGAAUUCAUCCAGCUGGUCAAUUCAUGUCAGCAUGACAAAGCAUUGAGGUGAGGGGAAUUUAUGUUUUUUGUAGGUGGAAGUAAAAUAUAUAUAUAUUGGUA
This is a messenger RNA of Salvelinus namaycush (lake trout), 2402 nucleotides long. RefSeq names its product MAP kinase-activated protein kinase 3-like. Gene Ontology annotation, molecular function: ATP binding; calmodulin binding; calcium-dependent protein serine/threonine kinase activity. The record is from RefSeq and is a predicted model, not a curated record. Gene Ontology annotation, biological process: response to cytokine; protein autophosphorylation; peptidyl-serine phosphorylation. Bases 518 to 1747 code for a protein of 409 amino acids. The transcript is spliced from 10 exons. Gene Ontology annotation, cellular component: nucleus; cytoplasm. NCBI's taxonomy places the organism in Eukaryota, Metazoa, Chordata, Actinopteri, Salmoniformes, Salmonidae.